ACCUGACAUCGCCAAACAAGGUGGAACACUGACUGCAUCACCAAACACAGCACAGACUGCACAUUAUUCACAGGAGAACUUCCCACUCCAAGAUUCAGAAUGCCUUUGAGAAGAUCAGCUGCCAGCAUUCGCUCUGAUAGCAGUGAUGUGGACAUGGAAGGAACGGCGGAAGGUGAGCUGGCCAGGCUACAGCGCAUUAUUCGCCUGAAGAAGGAACAGUAUCAAGGAACCACUACUAGGAAAAAUGAACAAAUGCGGAGACAGCAGGCAGAGAUUUGUGCACUGGAGAAAAGGCGAGAGGAGCUGCUGAAGACCCUAAACAUUGCAGAAAGUCGUAGCAAUCAGUACCGUGAUCAGGACAGCCAGGAAAAACUUCACACCUUGUUGGAACAAAAUGACGAGCUGGAUGACCAGAUAACAACUGAGAGGAAAAUCAUUGGUGAUUUAGAUCGAAAGAUAAACUCCUGGGAGAGAAAACUUUCAGAUCAGAGAAAACAAGAGAGAAGCUCUUCAGGGUCUGCCACACAAAAUGCCCAGGCACAGAAGAAUGUCAAGGUUAAGGAAAACCGACUGGACCGGGUUCUGACCAAAUUCAAUCUGCAGCUGACAAAAAAUGCCAAGAUGAGGGAAGAGAUUGACAUCCUGAGAAUUGAGCGCUCUCGCUUUGAUCAACUCUACAAAAAGCUUGAAAAGGAAUUGUUACAAACGAGAAAGGAAAUCGCCACAGUGAUUGAUGAGUCAUCUGCUGCCUAUGAUGCCAGGGAUGAGGCCCAAACAAAAGUGCAGCAAAUGAAGGAAAAAGCUGAGAAGGAUCUGAACCAGCACACAGCAGAAAUAAAAGAGCUACAGCGAGUGAUUGACCAUGACCGCAGACUAAAAGAGUUUAUGGGAACCAAAACUCAGGAGCGCGCUAUCAGUGAGGAGGUGCUUGAUGCCCGACGUAGGAGAGAAAAAGAAGCACUAGAAAGAAAAAAACGUGAUCCAACAGAAGAAACAGUUGAGACAUAUGAACAAGCUUUUCAGCAGAUACAGUCUAUUACUGGGGAAGACAACCUAGACAUCCUCGUCAACAGGUUUAUUGAAGUGGAGGAUCGCAACUUUGCCUUAUUUAACUAUGUUAACGAGCAGAACAAUGAAAUAGAGAGGCUGAUGGAACAGACAACAGAGAUCAAAAAAGAAAUUGAAGAAUUCAAAGCCCAGGGAGUACGACUGGAGCAGGAACACCGGUCAAUCCUUAAGGACAUUGAAGGUAAAGAAGAGGAGGCAGUAAAGCAAACAGAUGGCUACCAACAGCAGCUUAAGGCAGUCAUGAAAGUUUUAGAUCAGCUCAAAGCAGGAAUUGAUUCCUUGUUCGGGAAGAUAAAUUGUGACCGCUCUGUCCUGGAUGAAAUGUUGGGCUCUUCAUCCAGCAUUCAGGAAUCAAACAUAAUGCAGUACCUUGGCCUCAUUGAGCAGAAAACAAAUGAGUUGCUGGCUGUCCAGUCCUUCCUCGACUCCAAGAACUUUGACAAGCCAUACGAUCCUCAACAAACAGCAAGAAUCCUUCUGGGACAAUUAAUAGACCUGAACCAACCAGACUAUGAAAUACAGCCACCUACCACUGGAGAUGAAUAUGACAGUGACAGCGAGUCCCUAACCGCAGAUGAAGAGGAGAGACCUCUGACACAGGCAGAAUUGCGGGAGAAAAUCAUGAGGGGGGUCUUGAAGAAAGAAGAGAAGGCCAGCAGAAAAGGAAAUCUCGGUGAAAAUAAUCUCACCAAAUCAACAUCGACUGCAAAGAAGUGAUUGGCAUCAGGGAUAAUGGGGGAUGAGGCAAAGAAUG
Nanorana parkeri is the source of this 1822-nucleotide messenger RNA. It is a transcript of the gene ODAD1, whose product is annotated as coiled-coil domain containing 114. Gene Ontology annotation, biological process: outer dynein arm assembly; cilium movement. The transcript has 15 exons. NCBI's taxonomy places the organism in Eukaryota, Metazoa, Chordata, Amphibia, Anura, Dicroglossidae. Bases 100 to 1785 code for a protein of 561 amino acids. Gene Ontology annotation, cellular component: axoneme. The record is from RefSeq and is a predicted model, not a curated record.